Messenger RNA from Rhagoletis zephyria (snowberry fruit fly), 4440 nucleotides. RefSeq lists its product as uncharacterized. The record is from RefSeq and is a predicted model, not a curated record. NCBI's taxonomy places the organism in Eukaryota, Metazoa, Arthropoda, Insecta, Diptera, Tephritidae.
GGCAAAGACCGGUCGAUAUCCAACGUGCGUGACCGUAUUUAUGAUGAUCCAGCCUACACAGACGACAUAAGCCACCUGGCGAAUCCUCUACGUCGCAACAGCUGCUCGGGAAAGCCAGAUAGUAAAGUGAAAAGUUUGGCUGGUGGCAGUGCAACGGGAAACGCGGUGGUAACUGGUGGCAGCAGCUCGUUGGGCAAACGCAGUAAAUUAACCAAAGAAUUUCUACAGCAAGGCAAAUUGCGUGAUGGCGGCGGCUCCUAUGAACGUAAUGAUUCAAGCAGUUCAGAUGAGCCAUUGCGUUCGGCAAGUCAAUCGAAAAGCGCGACGGGUAGUGUUGGACGACGUGGGCGCAGUCUAGAGCGCAGUUCAGCAGCGCAUGGGGAGGGAAAGAGUGCGGAGAAGAAACGUGAGAAACGUGAACGUAGCAGCAAGCAGAAAGGAAAUGCUUGUAUGGAAGGCACUUCACUACAACAACAACCGAACAAACAACAAAUGGAAGGUAUUUGCGCCGCCAGCGCUAGUAAUCGCCGCUCAAAAGCACAGUCAGCCAUGAUGACCAAGCAGUACAGCGAUGGUGCCGCUGCGGAUUUGCAGUGGGCGGGCGAGCAAGCGCGCGAUGAGCUAGCUUCAGUGCGCAGCGGUGCAUCCACUUCUAAAGCUAUUGCCACAGGUGUGCCCACCCCUACCGCCUCCUCAUCAGGUGGCAGCUCGAAAAUGCAAAUAGGUCGCCGCUUCUUGCGCGGUGAAAUCGGCAUUAAGAGUUUCAAUUAUUAUCUACUAAAGGAGGGUAUUAAAAGCUCGAAACGUUUUGUGGAGAAACAGCGUAACUCUAUCUCAAGCGGAUUGGCUAGCGCGGCAGGUGGCGGCAAGAAAUCGCAUUCCCGCAGCGAGGAGAAUAUUUACGAGGAGAUUUUCUUUAAGGAUGCCCCACCAUCCGAUGAUGAGCAACAGGAAUCCCAGCAGCAUCAACAAGUUCAGAGUGAGUGUAAGGCUCAAGCAACAAUACAGCAGCAAAACCAUCAUCACCAACAGCAACAACAACAUGAACAGCAUACAAAGCCACAACAAUCCUUGCCACAAUCGGUCAGAGGUGCGGAUACACCUAUUUCACAAUGCAGCGGCAGCGAAGAGGGUCUUUACGCCGAUUGCGAGCUAUGCCUGCAACAAUGCACCAAAGAGAAUUGCGAAUACUGUUACGCGCAACAAUCGCGUGUGGCGGCAGAUAGUCAGGACUGCCAGGGGAAAGUGCAGCGCGACAUGGCGAAACCAUAUGCUGUUGUGCCACUGCAACAUCAGCAACCACAACAAGAUAAAAACUUGCAACAGCAAUUCGAUAGUCUCGGGCAUCCAUUAAUUACUCAAGCGCCAUGUGGCAACAUGCAUACCAGUGACGACUGCAAUGAGGCGAUGAGUGGAAACGGCAACGCCCCGGGUAAUCGUUUGGUAGGCGGUCAACUACCCACCGCCCACAUACUUGAAUUCCAAUCGUACAAUCCGAACAAUCCGGGCGUAUAUAAAAUUGAGACAACACCGGUGGCCAUCACUGGUGAAUACAAUCCGAUACUGCAAUUUCAACAGUCGUCGCCUUCAACAGGCACCGCCACCACAACAACGCCAAGUGCUGAGCUACAGCCCCAACCGCAGCUGAAUUUGGCGCAUCACGUGGCUCAUAUGCCGCAACAGCAAACACAAUUGCCACAACAAUUUAGCUAUCAGCAGGCACAGCCUCAGCAGCAGCAGCAGCAGCAGCAAUUUAAACACUCUUCACAGAGUUAUAUACUGCAAAGCGGCGCCACCCUGCCACACCACCACUGCCAUCAGUCGGGCGUGGGUGGCGUCUCAACCAGCAGCGCUGGCAUACUUAUAACCCAACAGCGUGUACGCGGCAGCCACCGCAGUGGUAGUCAGCAGUCGCACUACAUGCUCGCUUACAAUACGCCCACAAUGGCCGCGGGACCGCCACCAACUGGCGUUGGCAUGCAACGCAUGAACACCAAAUCAUCAUCGUCAAGCGACUCGUUGCAACAUCAACACAUGCAUAAAUACAACACCAUGUCGCGACUGGAGGCACAACAAGUCCUAUUGGGAGAUCCCUUCUACGGCGGCGCCAAUGUAGGCCCGACGCAUUCGCUUAUGUUCGCUGCCAGCCGUCCCAUUGGCGGUUCACAGAUACUCGUCGAUCCCUACGAUUUGCCGCAAAUGUACAAGAGUGACUCGCGCGCCUCCAUAAUCAGCGAGUAUUCGCUACGUAGCAGCGACAAUUCGCAUCGCUAUAAUCGCUUUCGAUACGCAGGUGGCGGUGGUGGUAGUUUCAGUGGCGUGGCUGGUGGUGGUGGUGGUGGUGGACAGGUGAGUGACUCCAGCCUCGGUGACUCACUCUUCUCGUGCACCUCGGCACAGCGACGCUACUUUGGCAGCUCAGAAAGUUGUCGUUUUGGAUUCGAGUGUCGCCGCUGCAGCCUGGAUGGCGGCGAAAAGUGUAGCUAUUCCGACACUUGCCGCUACGAGUGUCGUAACUGUGAUUGUUCGUCCAGCUACUUUUCGUCGGACUUUGAUGAGUUGUAUGGCAGCGUGGCGGGUGCUGGUAGCACUGCGGCAGCGCUUGCUGCACAGCGCAGUAGCGGCAUACCGCGCAAGACUGCAGCAGGCACGCUGCCCGCAAACGCCGGCCACAGCGAGUACGAUCGCCAACAGGAGCAACUAAAUUUGAAGCAGAAUAAAUAUGCGCAAGAUUUCUUUAAGCAUGUAAACGAUGUUAAACGCAGCAUCUAUCAGUCGGAGAUGCAACGCAAUGGCAGCGGCUCGAACGAAGAUAAAUUUGAAAGUAGCCGCUCCAAAAGCGAACGUGGCAAUGAAGUGCCACAAGCAGCAGCGGGUAGCCCGCGUCGACAUGCAACCAAAGAGGCACCGCAAAUUACGACGCUGCCGCUUACUAAGGAGCGAUCACGCGCACAACGCGCCUCUAAUGUCAUCACCUCGAACACCGAUAGCUCGGCCACGCCUACGCCGGCACCAAGACCUAGUUUGCAGCAAGCUCAGUUGACAGCGCAGCCAAAAGUUAUACAACGCUCGCGACACGCACAAGUCCAAGCCGCCUACGAACGGCACAGUGAAUAUCCAUCGUUAGACAGACUCGUAGCCAGCGCCACAGGCGCUAUACCAAAAGCAAGUACAGCUGCAUUACCAGCUAGUGCUGUAGCUAAGUCGAAAAAUAAUCCAACCAAUACCAUGCAACAUUCGGUCGAAACUGGCCAUGACAUAAACAGCAACAGCGCAUCUCGUACAGAGCGCUAUAGUCCGCGUCACAGUCCAAAGAGUUUGAAAAUAACCGAUCGCCCACUCGGUUUGCCAGUUGCUUCAAUGGCUGGUGUACAUGCGGACGCGGCCAAGGCCAGCUGUCGCGAGACACGCGUCGCCGCUGAGGCCAUUACCAAUAAUAACAAUAAUAACUUAGCUCCAUCGGCUGCAGAUGCGAAUCACAAUAAGCCAACUGAAAUGCAUGGCGCUGCCAAGAAGUCCGCUGUGGGUGGAGCUGGUGGCUCAACCAAGCGUGAAGCGCGAUAUUUGAGUGUUGAGCAGAGCGGAAAUGCACCUGUAUCGCAGUCUGCCAAGCGUCAUCAUCGUAGCACUUCCGCCGCUAAACAAUCUGCAGUGCCCUUAGUGCGCCGCAGCAAGGAUAUACCUGCGCCGCCACCACCAUCGCCAGCCACGUACUCAGACUUGCAGGAAUUGAAGGUGAAUUUGGAGAAUGCGCAGCAGCAGGGCGAUGGUAGUGAAGGUGAUGCUAAGAAAUCUUCUGCUGAAAGGAAAAAGAAGAAGCGCACAAAAGAAGACAACGAGCGCCAGGCCAAAAUAAAUGCGACCGAAGGUCGAACACAAAUGGAAAAAGACGAGCAACGGCAAUUGGCAUUGAAAGAGGCAAAAGAAAUGCAAACGGCGGAGCUCAGUCCGACACGAAGUGAUAGCGCCAUUGGCCAUACUGAGGUGAAAAAAUCGCGUAAGGCGCGACGUUCUGCAUCUGCAAUCGAGGAGGAUACGAACACAGCCGCCACGCCAAAUGGCGGCAAAGAUUUAUGUGAGACGCCUACUCCAUUGCUGGCCGUCAAAAAGACAUCACCGACUGGCGCGGUAGUUGUAGCAGGUGCUAAUUGUAUGCCAGUUGCCAGCUCGGUUAUGCAACAAGAACCGCAAAAACAACAACGCGCACAUACCAAGUCAAGCAAUGCAAAUAGCAGCAGCAAAAAUGCUUCCGAUGCAGUCAAGCAGCUUGAAGUGUGCAACAGCGCACACGCCACCGACGAUGACGAUGUCUUCUAUGAUGCACGCAGCGAGGACUCGGGAGGUACGGCACACAGCGCUGCGUCGAGCAAUCUGCUGCGCCAACAAGCCACGGCGACAGUCAAAAGCAGAAAUGAGCGCUGCUCGCUACUCCGGGAUGUG